CCGAGGUUUUAACAGAGCGAAGCGGAGCCGUUGGCGGGAUGGACAGCAGCCCCGCGCUGUACAUGUGCUUCCGCUGCUACCAGCUGUUCGACUCCCUGGACGAUGUGCUCUUCCACCAGUACACCCUUCACCCCAACGACGUCGGGGACGAGGAGAACCUUGCGCUGCCCCCUGGCCCGCAGACUGAGUCAGAUGAGAUGUUCCAGUGUGUUCCAUGUUGGGUGCUGUUCACGUCCCGGGAAGAACUGAUCCAACACCAGCAGAGUGACAGCUGCAGCCAGCGCAGCGUAGGCUCGGACCGAACCGACUCGGCCCGGCUCGGGCACGCUCAACACCCAUCAUCUUCAACCGUAAACAAACAGAACAGCAUCCAGGGCGGGUCCAGUUCUACCCUGACCGAGCAGAACCGUGCGAAGACACUGACUUCUGUUUUGAAACCACAAGGUCAGAACCAGAGCAGGACGUUGCCGACUGACCCAGAGCAGCCUAUGCGGACGGGUCAGAGCCUGACCGGCACGGGUUCCGGCAGCCAGAUCCAGUUCCAGUGUGGAGAUUGUGGCUGCCUUUUCGAAUCACUGGCUCCGUGGCUCCAGCACCGGAAGCUGAAAGAAUGUUGCAGGACCGGGUCAGAACCAGAGAAAGACGGCGAGAAGGAGCGCGAAGGGUUGGAGGUGGAGGAAGGGCCGGAGGAUGAGCGUGAUGUAGACGAGACGGGGACAGGUGACGUCCAGUCCGCUUCAGAGAAAGACCCGCCAGACUCCCAGGAUAUCCAGGAAGGAGCGAAGACACAGAACCCAAAGCCAAAUAAGCUGGGAACCAAAAGGAAAAAGACUGCAGAGGCAGCUGCCAAAGCUCCAGUUGUGGCAUGCAGGAGUUUCCUGUGCGCCGACUGCGGGGCCGGGUUCAACUGGCAGCCGGCUCUCGUGGCGCACCGCAGGACUCAGCACGGCCUGGAGGAGGCGCUGCACAACUGCCUGGAGUGCGGGGAGAGCUUCAUGAACACCGCCCUCUUUGUGCUUCACUGCAAGAAGCACCGAGAGAAGAAGGGCAGGAACCCGAGGGCAAAGAGGAACAGCUUAGGACUGAGCUCACUGGAGAACAAGCAAGGAGUUGAGAACGGAGGAGGGGAGAAGGAGAUCAUCAGAAGGAGGGCGACGAAGAGGAAGGUCAAGCUGAGGAAGCUGGCCUCCUCGUCCUACCUGGACGCCGCCGCCGAUUCUGCGGACGGCUUCCCCCUGGGCCGGAAGCCCCGGCGCAAACGGGGCGCUCCCCAGGAGUGCCCGCACUGCCGGCGCACCUUCAGCAACCCCAGGUACCUGCGUGCCCACGUGCUCAGCCACUCGGGCCAGAAGCAGUUCCGCUGCGAGGUGUGCGGCAAGGCCUUCACCUACCAGAACAACCUGCGGCGUCACCUCAUCCUCCACUCGGGCACCCGGCCCUACAUGUGCGACCGCUGCGGCAAGACCUUCACGCAGUCCAGCCACCUGAAGGACCACCUGCGCAACCACGACCGCGCCUACGGCUGGUCCCGGCUGCGCGACGCCGGCGCCGGGGGGCGGGAGUGGGCGGAGGUGGGGCCCAAGCUGCCGCACCCCUGCCCCGACUGCCCCCGCAGCUUCAUGACCCAGUCGCAGCUGCUGAUGCACAGAAAAAUGUGCCCCAUCUGUGAGCGGGCCUUCAAAUGGCGUGGCUCCCUGCCCGCCCACAUCGUCCGGCACACGGACAACAAGCUGUUCUCCUGCGACGUCUGCGGCAAGACCUUCUCCUACCAGACCAACCUGGCCCGCCACCUCAUCAUCCACACCGGCACCCGGCCCUACGCCUGCAAGCACUGCGGCAAGACCUUCAACCAGUCCAGCAACCUGCGGCAGCACCUGCUGGUACACGCCAAGGCCGGUGCCCGGAGCCAGUCCGCGGACAAGAGCGAGGGGGUCGGGGGGGACGAGGCUGUGUCCCAGCUGAUCCACACCUGCCCCGAUUGCCCCUUAAGCUUCAAGACACAAGCCCAACUGCAGGAGCACAGGCUCAGUCACACUGGUCAGGACUCCAUUUCCUGUUCUAACUGUGGUCUACCGUCCUGUAAAUGCCAAGAACAAGAAAAUCUGCCCUCUGUCACAAACCAAGACGGGGAGGUGAAAUCGUGCCCCCGUUGCUCCGCGCAGUUCGACAGCCAGCCAGCGCUGGACAGCCACGCUCAGAGCUGCUCGGCGGAGGAAGGGCGGGGCAGGGCCCGUCGCCGGGGGCGACGGCGGAAGAGCGCCAGGCAGACGGAGUGCGACCUGUGCGGGCGCUGCUGCGCCUCGCAGGAGGAGCUGGAGGCGCACCAGCUCUCCCACGUGGGCCAGAGCCAGCUGCAGUGCCCGCUGUCCCCCUGCCAGCGCUGCUUCACCUCCAGCUCCGCCCUGCAGAACCACCUCUUCUCCCACUUCCCUGGCCCCACGUGCCGCAACCUGAGGCCGGAGCGCCUCACCCGCUCCGCCGCCAGGGCCGCCGCCAGGACGGAGGCCCCCGCCCCGCCCCCCGAGGAGGAGGCGGAGGGGGAGAACACGGUAACAGUGAUCCCGCUGUGGGAAGUGUAUGCGUCAGAUCCCCCACCUGUGGGACCGUGA
Messenger RNA from Megalops cyprinoides (Indo-Pacific tarpon), 2609 nucleotides. RefSeq names its product zinc finger protein 665-like. The transcript has 8 exons. The record is from RefSeq and is a predicted model, not a curated record. The coding region runs from base 39 to 2609 and encodes 856 amino acids. NCBI's taxonomy places the organism in Eukaryota, Metazoa, Chordata, Actinopteri, Elopiformes, Megalopidae.